AUGCUCGACAAGAGCCACUGCCGCUUCGACCCUUUUGCGCCGUCGUCGGAGUACGCGGACUUUUACGCGCAGCCGAGCCAGGCGGGCGAUCAUCAUGAUGAUAAUGACGACGGUCGACAACUCGCACGGGCUGAUGGGACGUUUACCCUCUCCUCCGGAAAGAUCCUAGCCAGCCGGUCCGCCCCGCCACCCAGACCACCCCGCCUCACCCGGAGCCAAAAGCAAGAAGCACCCGCCGAGAGCGGCCCCACCACGGCCACUACCACCGACGACGACGACGACCACGUUUCGACCACGGGCGCCUUAACCAAGGCAGAGAGGCGCGAGGUCGCCCUCUCCAGCCGCAUGGCAGCCCUCAGCGUCUCCGACCGACACGCCAUCGCCCACCUGCCCGCCUCGGAGCAGAGGGCCACGAUGCAGCGACGCGACCGCGCGCUCCAGAGAGCGCGGAGGGCGGAUAGGCGGAUGGCGAGCCGCGUCGAGGUCAUGGGCAACAAGACGCUCAUGCAGCAUUACCGCGCCUCGGGCACUGAGCGGCCAAACGGUUAA
Parascedosporium putredinis is the source of this 549-nucleotide messenger RNA. The record is from the annotation of a GenBank genome assembly. Lineage: Eukaryota; Fungi; Ascomycota; Sordariomycetes; Microascales; Microascaceae.